AAGGAAAAUUGACAGCUUAUCCAUUCUUGAAAAUCUUACCAGCAUCAAAUUAUGUAGAUCUAAUGAUUACGGGAAUUGAUAUGUUAAUUGUAGAUUCAGCUUUACAGUAUACCUCUUCAUCAUUUGCCUGUAUUCAACUUGGUCGACGUGUAGAACGUGCUUGUACCGUAUAUCGUCAAGAAAAAGCAGGAUAUUUUAAGCAGUUAGAAAAAAUCUACAUGACAUAUGCUAAUUUGUUUAAUGAACAUGAAAUGAAGCUGUCUAAUUUCCGUCAUAUGUGGUUAUAUGCUCUACAGUCACAUAUAGAUAAAGGUCCAAAUACGCAUAAUUCAACAUCGUGGCCUCCAACAAUUCUUUUCAUGAUUGGUGAGGUAUUGUACAGUCUUAUAUAUGAACAUUUACGUUUCGAUUUGAAUGGUCCACUUAGAGUUCGUCAUGAAUUCUCAAAACGUGAUCAAAAAACAGGUAGUACUAUUCGUCGUCAAGAUACUCCAGCUAUUUUUGAAGUUCUCACGGAAUUUCCAACAGAAGUAACUAAUGAGAUCAAGGUUCAUCCAACCUUGAUUAAUUGGUAUCGAGAUGCAGACUAUCCACCUUUAAGUUUUCAUCCAUGUGCUCUACCAAUGCUUUGUCCACCAGUUCCAUGGAUUAAUCUUAAUGAUGCUGGUUAUUUGAUUUCAAGAAAUUAUGCAACACGUCUGAUUAGAUGUACCAGUAUUUCAUCCACAAACCCAACUAAUCUUGACGACUUGGAUUUUGACUUUAAACAAAUUCCAUCAGUAUUAGAUGCUCUUAACUGUUUAGCUUCUUGUCCAUGGAAGAUUAAUAACACUAUUUUAGACUAUCUUAUUCAUGUGGCACGUUCUGGUGGCAAUGAAAAUCUCAGUAUUCCCAAAUGGAGAAGUAAACCUAAACGCAUAGAUUUAAAAAAUGAUAUGACCGCUAAAGAACGUCAACUCGCCUACAAAAAGUAUCGUGAUGAUAGACAAGAUUAUGGUGAAUUUUGUUCUCUAUGGAGUACUGAACUGUAUAGACUAUCUAUAGCCAAUCAAUAUCGUGACAAAAUUAUUUGGUUUCCACAUAGUAUGGAUUUUCGUGGUCGUGUAUAUCCUUGCCCUCCGCAUUUCAAUCAUACCGGUAGUGAUGUGGCUAGAAGUCUUAUUGUAUUUGCAAAAGGAUUACCUCUUGGUCCUAAUGGUUUUGAUUGGCUUAAAAUUCACUUAGUCAAUUUAACAGGUUUGAAGAAAAGAUGUACCCAUUCAGAACGCUUAGAAUACGCUAAUUCUAUCAUGGAUGAUAUUAUUGACUCUGCUGAGAAACCAUUCGAUGGUAGAAGAUGGUGGCAAGAUCAAGAAGAGCCUUGGCAAGUUUUAGCCUGUUGUAUUGAAUUGAAAAAUGCUUUGUCACAUCCAUCUGGACCAGAAUCAUAUGUUUCUCAUUUCCCUGUGCAUCAAGAUGGUUCUUGUAAUGGAUUACAACAUUAUGCAGCCUUAGGUCGUGAUCUACGAGGCGCAAAAUCAGUCAACCUUACUAGUAUGGAUUGUCCUCAAGAUUUAUACAGUGAUGUUGUUGAGAUCGUGGAAAAACAAAGGCGUAUCGAUGCUGAUAACGGGAACGCUAUUGCUAAAAUGCUUGAAGGUUUUGUUCGGCGUAAAGUUAUCAAACAGUCUAUUAUGACUACAGUUUAUGGUGUUACUCCAUAUGGAGCUACGGAACAAAUUCGUAAACAACUUCGUGAUCUACAUGAUUUCCCUAAAGAUUCUUUACUGCCUGCUUCUAGAUAUUUGGCUCGUCUAACACUAAACAGUAUCGGAAAAGUCUUUACAUCUUCAGUUGAUAUUCAAAAUUGGCUUUGCGAGAUUGCUAAAUACAUAUCUGGAGAUUUACAAUGUAGAGUUAGCUGGCAAACUCCUCUCGGUUUACCAGUCAUCCAACCGUAUAUGCAGUCAAAUAAAGGUUAUUCCUCUGAACCUGAUGAUUAUACAGCUAACCUUUAUGGUCAAAUCAACUACAAUAAUCAGGCACAAAUAAACAUAUUAAAGAAUGAUAAAAAUAGUAACAAUUUAAUAUCAUUGCCAAAAUCAUCUAAACAAACAAGUGCUUUCCCACCGAAUUUUAUUCACUCAUUAGAUUCAUGUCAUAUGAUGUUAACAAGUUUGCAAUGCUUAAAAGAAGGCAUUGUAUUCGCCUCUGUACAUGAUUGUUUUUGGACUCAUGCAGCUACUGUAGAUAAAAUGAAUCGAAUAUGCCGUGAAGAAUUUAUUGCUCUUCACAGUCAAUCAAUACUAGGCGAUUUUGCUGACUAUAUAAAACAAAGAUUUGCAUAUACAGACAAACAGAUUAAUGAGUUUAAAAAUGUGAAGAAGCGAGAUCAAGCAUUGGCUUUCAAUCGUUUACUUUUGAAUCUCCCUAAAACAGGUUCAUUUGAUUUGUCUGAAGUUAUGAAAUCGGUAUAUUUCUUCAGUUGAUUAGAUUAUCUACGUCAUAACUAGAUACAAAUAGCUCACUGUACAUAGAGUUGAUUGAAAUAUUUCCUACUUUAUAAGUGAAUAAAUAUUUGUAAAUACACAUUAUAUUUUAUUUGUUGCAAUCUUUUCGUUUUUGAAAGACAAAAGUUGAUAAG
Schistosoma turkestanicum is the source of this 2623-nucleotide messenger RNA. Lineage: Eukaryota; Metazoa; Platyhelminthes; Trematoda; Strigeidida; Schistosomatidae. The record is from the annotation of a GenBank genome assembly.